Molecule: messenger RNA, 486 nt
Organism: Symbiodinium necroappetens
Lineage: Eukaryota; Dinophyceae; Suessiales; Symbiodiniaceae
Source: the annotation of a GenBank genome assembly
AUGUCAUCUGUGCGUGCUUCCCUGGUGCUUGAUACAAGUCGGCGGACCUUCUGCAGAUCACAGUUCCCCUGCUCGCAGAGCCGGAGAUUUUGCCGGCCAGGCAGCAUCAUCUACAGGGACCUGAGACAGAAUGACAACAAGUUCAACCCAUGUUUUGCGCAUUUCGCUAUUUACACUGGUGAUGUGGGCCCUUACAAGGCCUGUGCCAUCGGUGCCAACCCGGGUGGUAUUCAGAUAGAACGUGUGGAUCUGGUGGGCGUCUCGAACUGGGCAGUCUUCCAAGAGAAGCAGACAUCGAAGGAGGGUACAGCGGUUGUAAACAAGGCACUGAAUGCAUACCGGCAACGACAGUGGAAGUAUGAUAUGGUUUUCAGCAACUGCGAGCAUUUUGCCUGCAAGAUGUUCGAUCUCCCCCCCUUGUCUUUGCAAGCGGCGUUCGGGAACGUCGCCGUUCAUGCUGGUGGUGCUGCACUGUACAGCUAUGGG